CAGGCGUGUCCACAGAGCAGUCAGUCAGCAGAGUUGAGUAGAGGAACAAGUGGAUCAGACGGAUGAGGCUGCGCGAGCGUGUGAACUUCAGCUGAUAGACCCACUAUGCAUGUGAGACAUGACCAACAAGGCCCCCUGGGAUAGAUCAACGUGCAGCAUGGAGCCAACAGCUGGCUGCUCCCCGAAAGUUCCAGAGUCAGAGUUGUACCGCAGCAUCCAGGCUGUGCUGCCCAGGGAAACAGACAAUCAGCAGCCAAUAGACUGUUUCAACAAAGGCAUGCUGAGGUGGACGCUUCAUAAGAAGGUUCAAAACAAUCCUGCCAACAGCUUAUCUUUGGUGUGGUUGCUGAUAAAGGACCUGGAAAAGGCCGAGCGUUGGGAUUCUCGCAAAUGCAUCAUCCCUCUGCUCCACACUCUCAUGUAUGCCAUCGUCCAGACAGCCUUCAUUCCAGAUGAGCUGUACAAGCGGGUUUACAACUUUAGCAAGAGACUCAUGACGUACCCUUACCCUUACUGCUCCGUAGGCCUCAGCUACACGAGGCAACUCAAAACUGAACGCUCCACUCCAGGUCUGAUGUAUCAGAGGAUGGUCACAGCAGAGCAGAGGCUAAAAAAUGAGCAUUAUCCCUUUCAGGACAGAGUUUUUGUUUUGGCUGACCCUGACCUCUUCUCUGAGUCCCUGGGACAAGUCCUAGUGGAGGACAUUGAGGCGUCGGCCUCAGGUGGAUAUAUCAGUCCUGUAGAUGUCAUGCGCGGCGUGGUCCAACACUCCAUCCAGGCUGCCUUGGGGUCCGAACACUGCAACGGGCCAAAGCUGUCUCAGGCCCUGAAGGACAUGGGCCAAGACAUUGAGCCGUACUUUCAGGAAGUGCUGGCGACUCUAGAGCAGAGUGCGGAGGAUGGCGGCAGAGGGGAGAGGGGAGCGCUGAGAGGCCGUCUUCUGCAGCUGUACAGUGAGAUCGUCACCGUCGCAGACUCAGAGCCAUUGUCCGGCGGUUCGCUGUGUGACUGCCCUCUUCCUAACCCAGAGAUGAGCUUCCACCUGUUGACAGAGGACCUGGAUAUCUGGCGAGAGCUGGGCAAGUGGUUUCGAUCCAGCUCCGGGUUGGAGAAGUUCUCCCUCAGCCAGGAGCAGGAGGACUUUGACCUGGGGGACUCGCCCAGCGAUCUUUUGCCCUCGGACGUAACUCGCUUCUCCGUCAUGUCCAACGACAGCGGCAUCGAAAGGGACCUCGGUUCUGAGACUUCGCCAUCAUCAACUAUGGACACUGCCAGCAUGCGUGCAUCAUGGGAACAAUGCAAAAGAGAGCAAGAGUCAGGACGCCUGUCACGCCGUCCAGGAAUCAAGAUGAAGCCAUCAAUGAAAGACAGUAUGGUGCUGAUGCAGGACACGUUGGACGAGCAUGCCACUCUAGGAGGAGGAGGGAGGGGAGGAAGAAAAGGGGCUACUCUACAGAGGCGGGCGGGGAGCACGGUGAUGCACAACCCCUUCACCAAGCAGCAGAGACACUUUACUGCCAGACUAGUCGCCAUCGGGGAUGACAGAGUACUGGGCCGCCUGGCCAAGACCUAUUAUUUCUUCAGGAAAAGGGAAGCGCAGCGGCUUUUUCUCACAAUGAAAGUCAACCUCCAGUUUUACUACAUCCCUGUUUGCAAGGAGCCAACUCACAUCUCCUCUGUGAAGGAAUGCCACUCCAUCAAUCCCUCUCUGGGGAAUCCCUGCUCUCUCGGUUCGUACCUUAGCAUGGUGGACCCCUGGUACAACUGUAACAUCAAGAGUUUAGGCUCCAUGAUCCCCAAGCUGGCUAAAAUGCAACAGGCAAACCCAGGGAGGCCAAAAGAGCCCUUCAUCUCUGAUGUCAUUUCCUACUACGUCCGCACCGGCCAGCAGCCUGUCUACUUCAGCAUCUAUUUUGUUAAGCUCACGUUCACGAGCAUGACCAAGAAGCCUGUUGAAGAUGUGUUCCUCACCCACCUGGAGCUGGAGUUUCCUGAGUUCAGAUCGAUCGCGGCAUCAUUUCGAGCAGAUAAAUCAAGGAGGGGCUCGGGGGAGGCUUGUGGAGCUGUUUUGUCCAUGAAUUACAAAAAGGUGACAUUAAGCGGCAGAGACGUUGACAAAGGAAUCUCUGUUAGGACGACAGGCGCUCAGAUCAAUGCUAUUUCCUCUAGUGAAGCAGAAGAUCUGAACUGUUUGACUCUGACGAUGAAUGAAUCUCCAACUAAAACUAAAAACAGGGACGUGGAGUCAAAGAUUCGGACCAGCAACAUCAAGAUUCGCACUUUGGAGAGUCGAUCUUUCACCAUCACUCUGGACAGAGAUUCUCACCGGACGUACAGAGACGUGCAGAGCAUCGAGAUCUCCCCGUGUCUUGAUCCCGGAUACUGCAUCCAGAAAAACAUCAGGUCCAAAAACACAGGACUGAGCAAAUACAUGAGCAAAGGACUCCCUCUACCUAUAAACACGUUUGCUGGAAUCGUCAACUGACAUGAGGAUUGCGCAGAAAAAAAUCAUGACCAUCCAAGCUGUGUGAGGACUUACUGACAGACAGACAAAAGACAUACUGCACAGGAGUCAGUUGCAGCUGUUGGGGCACACGCAGGGUAAGACUGAACUCCACAGCCCUCCAAACAGUGUUUUUACCCUUUGUGUGUAAACCACUAUGCGUACUUUAAGACAGACUGACAGUAUAAUGCAAUAAGAGCAAUAUUGCAGUGACACUGCAGAGGGAAACACAUAAGCACAAUAGACUACACAGUCAAUUGCAAAUAAAUUAAUUUGCAUACAGUGACGAUCUCAGGGCUGUUGAUGAUUGGUUGAUAUAAUCAUGUGACAUGAUAAUUUAAAUUCUGCUGACAUUCUGGUAAGAUUAAGGUUGAGUGUUACAGUUGUUUUAAUUCCAUAGACACACUACCUUUUACUGUCUCCUUAACACAUGCAAACACAGACACAAACACAUUUACCUGAGUACACUCACAUGGAACAAUGCAGAAACACAGACACACCUGCUGUCAGAUAUUGAUCCGUGUGAAUUGUUGAGGGAGUGGUACGAUGACAGCUGACACAUCACUGUCAGCUUUUUCUUUGCAUUAUCGUUCAAAUCACUUGUUAUUCCCUCAACUGUCAUUACCAGCUGAUCCACACCAUUCUUGGGUUCAGUGUCUGGAAACGUUCUCGAGCAGAAGCUAGAACCAUGUGCAAUGUCCGGCAUUCAUAGAAAAGGAACAACUUUUUCACAGUAUCAGAGACAUGUGGAUAAUACACAGAUCAAGCAACAGAGGGGGGAUGAAACACUUCAUUUUAAUCCCUCAUCCACUCCAUGUGGUGCAUUACAUAAGUUUGCUACUCUUCAUCUAUUUGCACUAAAUCAGUUUUUUUUUUAUUAUUUCCUUGUGGAAGAGAAACAGCUGUGAGUAAAGUAAUAUGAAUUAUGAGUAACGUGUUGUUAUAUCCUCACAUGCCAUGAUAAUGAAAACCUUAAAACAUAACCAUGAUAAGAUAUCCUUUUACUUUUAGAGGGCUGUUCUAGAGCUGACACAACUUUUGGUUAGGUUGUGAGUUAUUCAUGGAAAAGUAAAGAUCUUCUGUGUUUUGUGUGACUCAGGAGCCUUUGGACUCCUUUAGGAGUAAAGGUCAACGGCUGCAAAGACUGGAAGUGAUGUGUUAUUGGGGCAUUACAUAAAAUCGAAUCAUGUGAGCCUGGGUGUCUGUGUCUUCUCUAGCCUGGAAGGGUUAAAAUCAUGAGUUGUGAAUUCAUUAACAAUUUUGCACAUUAGUUUCAUACAUUUUAUAUGAAUUUCUGAUAUGUUCAUGUCUUAUAUAUGUAUGAAGAGGAUAAAUGUAAUUGUGUAAAUAAAUGAU
Messenger RNA from Paralichthys olivaceus (Japanese flounder), 3859 nucleotides. RefSeq names its product phosphoinositide 3-kinase regulatory subunit 6. Lineage: Eukaryota; Metazoa; Chordata; Actinopteri; Pleuronectiformes; Paralichthyidae. The record is from RefSeq and is a predicted model, not a curated record. Gene Ontology annotation, molecular function: 1-phosphatidylinositol-3-kinase regulator activity. Gene Ontology annotation, cellular component: phosphatidylinositol 3-kinase complex, class IB. Gene Ontology annotation, biological process: G protein-coupled receptor signaling pathway; positive regulation of MAP kinase activity.